Conger conger (European conger) is the source of this 1638-nucleotide messenger RNA. Its product is annotated as adhesion G protein-coupled receptor G3-like. The transcript is spliced from 12 exons. Gene Ontology annotation, biological process: cell surface receptor signaling pathway; adenylate cyclase-activating G protein-coupled receptor signaling pathway. Gene Ontology annotation, molecular function: G protein-coupled receptor activity. Lineage: Eukaryota; Metazoa; Chordata; Actinopteri; Anguilliformes; Congridae. Bases 163 to 1638 code for a protein of 491 amino acids. The record is from RefSeq and is a predicted model, not a curated record. Gene Ontology annotation, cellular component: membrane.
UCAGCCUUCUGUAAGACUUUUGAUCAACCUUUGAAAACUUGCAGUGAAGAAAGGAUAAAUGGAUUAUUUUAUUGCUAUGAAAACAGAAACAUUUACUCUGAAAAUAUAUAUUUAGAGAAUGUUGAGAGUGCAAUUGGCUGCAUAGUCAAAGGGAAGGCUCUGAUGUCAAACAUGCCCCAUUUAGGAGGUUCAGUGGCAAAACACCAGGGAAAGAAUUUAACUGAUCUUCAGUGUGGUAUCCCCUCAAUGCAAGAGAAUAAGAAGGAAACAGAUGAUGUUCAUGUGCAAAUUCCUCAAGAAGCCCUCCGUGCAGCCAUUGGGAGUGAUGAUGAAGUUAACUCUGCCAUUAUCUGGUUUAAAGCAGGCCUGUUCCCGGUACACGAGGCGAACAGCUCGCUCCUGAAUGAUCGCGUCUUAGCCAUCAAAUUGGACAAGGAGGUUUCCGGCCUCACAAGAAAAGUCAACAUCACUUUUUUCCACCAAAAUUCAUCAUUUGAAAAUGCUACAUGUACUUUCUUGGAUAGGGGGAAAGAUGGCUCAAACCCAAUCUGGAACUCAUCUGGAUGUAGCACUGAGCAAGGGAAAGGGGAGAUUGUGUGCUCCUGCGAUCACCUGUCCUUUUUCGCUCUUCUACUGGCAGGUAAUGGUACCCAGGUGUCCGGACUGCUGAGCUCCUACUCCAUCUGGCUCCUCACCCUGCUGUCCCGGAUCGGGUGUGGGGUGUCUGUGUGCUGUCUCGCUUUGGUCAUCGCCUUCCAUGCAAUAUACAGGUGGCAUAAUUCUGAGCAUUCUCUCAGUAUCCACAUCCACCUUUGUGUGGCGCUGCUGGGCCUGAACCUUUCCUUCCUCGCCAACGACAGCAUGACCUCCCUAAACAACCACGGAGUCUGUAUCUUCAUCGCCGCGGCGACACACUACUCCCUCCUCUGCACCAUCACCUGGUUCGCCAUAGAGGGCUUUCACCUCUACUGGCUCGUAAUCCGUGUCUUCAAUGUCUACAUCAAGAGAUACCUGCUCAAGCUGGCUCUGGUGGGCUGGGGGUUACCUGCAGUGGCUGUCAUAUCGAUCCUAAGCUGCGGAAAGUAUGGCAAGUACAACAUUUACCAGCUUGAGGGCGGCGCAGUAACAAUGUGUUACCUGCCUGAAUCGGUACUGCUCAGCAUCACCUUCAGCUUCUUCGCCAUGGUGGUCCUGCUGAACCUGCUGGUGUUCGUGGCAGUGACUGUGCAUGUUGUGCGUGCGCGGAGGCUAAGCCCCGCCCAGCAGGAGCGGCACAUCACCCGGAAGGACAUAUUCAGCCUGAUGGGGGUCUCCUGGCUUCUGGGGCUGUCCUGGGGGGUGCUGCUCUUCCCGGUCAGCCCUCUGAAGGAAGUCAUCUUCUACAUAUUCUGCAUCCUUAACUCCCUCCAUGGUGUCUUUGUGUGCGUGCGCUAUUUCACUCUCCACCACCGGCCGAAGGAAUCCCCCGGGACCAUGCUGUCAACAGUAACCACCACCACAGACGGCGUCGCAAGUGCCUCCGUCAACAAUAGGGAACCAGGGUGCGACUCUGUCUCCGGACCCUCGACGGGACUCGGCUCACACGAGGAGGUGGAGAAGUCUGUCCAGGUCAGCCUGGCAACCCUAAAGGGACCAUGA